Molecule: messenger RNA, 1740 nt
Organism: Microstroma glucosiphilum
Lineage: Eukaryota; Fungi; Basidiomycota; Exobasidiomycetes; Microstromatales; Microstromataceae
Product: RCC1/BLIP-II
Exons: 3
Source: RefSeq, a predicted model, not a curated record
GUGCUCAUUGCAGGAGGCACAGAUUGGCCCAACCUCGGACGGAAAAGCGGCAAACUGCAGGCACAGACGCAAGUAUUUCCACACCUUUGCUCCCACAGUGAUUUGCCUGCCCCGCACAUCCUCCGCGCCAUCUCCAAUCAGCGCAUCGUAAAGAUCGUCGCCGGACAUAGCGCUUGUCAUGCUUUGUUCAUCACCGCCAGCGGGGAUGUCUAUUCAUACGGAAGGAAUGAAAAGGGUCAAUGCGGUGAGGAGAAGAAGAUCGAGCGAGCCGACGCUCUUCCUCCCUCGGCACAUCCAGGUGUCCCUGCCUCCCAGACUGCCUUAGAUGAGCCGCUGCGUCUCAAUCGCAAGACUCAUUUCUCGCCAUCAUUGGAUGCUUCUGCGCGGAGCGACAUCGUACAUGCGACAUGUAGUCGCUCACAUACCCUCUUGGUCACACGAGGAGGCUCCGUCUAUGGCGCAGGCUCCAAUCUCAACUCUCAGCUGGCCCUUUCUAGGGGCGGUGAUGUCGUAGCCACCUUCACCCGGAUCGAGUCCGGCCCUUGGUCAAAGGCAAAUGACCCCGUCGUACAAGUGGCUGCAGGUCUGACCUUCUCUCUCUUCCUGACCGCCAGCGGCAGGGUGUACGCAAGCGGGUCGAUGGAACGCGGUCAACUAGGCAACGGGCGGACCGGGGAGCACUUUGUCUCGGGCAACAGGCUUGCCUUUGCCGAAGAAUCUACACCCAUCCUCGUCAAGGGUCUUGCCGAGCACAAAAUCGUGGAAAUCUCCUGCGGCCAGCAACACUCCAUUGCGCUGGAUGACCAGGGCUUCUGCUACGUGUGGGGCUUCGGAGGCUACGGUCGGCUUGGGCUGGGCAAUGCCAAUGAUCAGAUGACACCUGCACUCGUGCCGCAAUUUGCCAGAGAGAACCAAGCUAGCAGGGCGGCCACUGUCGUCGCAGGCCCCACGAGCUCUGCCGUGGUGGACAGGUCGCAGACCUACUACUUGGCAGGCAAGUGGAAAGUUAGCGGAGAUGGUGGCAGCGGGCAAGGCUGGACCUCUUUCCGAUACAUGCAGUCCCUGAUGGGGGUCAAGGUGCGGAAAGCCGCCAUGGGUGGCAUGACAUUAUUCGCGAUUGGAGACGAACUGGAAGCUGGGGCACCCAAGUACGCCACGAUGAACAUCGUCUGGGGUCAGAAUGCUGCCAAUGGUGAAUUGGGACUUGGCGAGGGUAAGCCCAAGAGCGCUACCCAACCUCAGCGCUGCGAUCCACUGGACAAGAUUGGUCUGUUGGACAUUGCCGGAGGGCAGAACACGACCUUCUUCCUUGCACGGCCCGAGGGCGACGCCUUUUCCUCGCUGCCAAGGUACCCGGAAGCGGUGGAGGCGAGCGAGGUGUGUCUGAUCUGCUCAAAGGAGAUGCCAGAGGAUGUGGUUACGCUGGAGUGCGAAAAGUGCGAGAAUGCCUACCACUUGCGCUGUUUGACACCCAAGCUGGACGAGGUGCCAGAUGGCGAGUGGUUCUGCCCCGAAUGCGAAGAGGGUCAGGAUGGUAAGACGGAAGGCAUAGAUGUGGAAGAGGCAGAGGCAAAAGGCGCGACAAAGGGGUCUACGGGAAGGGGCAGAGGAAGAGGGAGGGGUGGAGCAACAUCGACUGCAGCUACUGGGCGUGGGGGCAAGAGGAAAGCAGAUGGGGAUGGGACAGGUGCGCCAGCUGCUGCGAAGAAGGGCAAGGCGAGUACGAGGGGUCGAAGCUGA